Molecule: messenger RNA, 3243 nt
Organism: Puccinia triticina
Lineage: Eukaryota; Fungi; Basidiomycota; Pucciniomycetes; Pucciniales; Pucciniaceae
Exons: 19
Coding region: 1-3243 (1080 amino acids)
Biological process (GO): actin cytoskeleton organization
Molecular function (GO): actin binding; small GTPase binding
Source: RefSeq, a predicted model, not a curated record
AUGGCUCAGUCUUCCUCUGAUGUCUUCAAUCAUUCGACCCCUCCACAAUUCAUAGCGCCUUUCUCUCUUCCUCCCUUGCGCUCACGACAAUUUCCACCCGGGGCAUCAGAUCUUGAUAAGCAGGUGACCGACGAGCGCUCUUCUAGCUGGUUAAGGCGAAAAGACAACCCCAACGGGAUUCCCGGAGCUGGACCUUCACCAACAAGUACAAGAUCUAUUUAUGAUCCUGGCCUUUCCCCUGGAGAGCUCGCAAGUGAACUGAUAAAGGAACCUCAUUCAAAGUUAACCUGCAAAAUCUUAGUCAAGCUGCGCUUGAAGCUGUCAACUGAAUCGCUUCGUUGGCUUGAAGACUUCAUACUACAUCAUGAGGGUUUGCAAGCACUAGAGAUUGUUGUUGACCAAAACGGCUGGCCUCGAAUGUUCAAUAAGGACGACCCGUACAGCCGAAGUCCAUUUGGGGUCGAAGAAAUGAAUGGGCCGAUCCAACUAGAAUUGAUGAAAUGUUUGAAGGUCAUUAUGAAUGCGGACCUCGGGUUUGAACAUGUUUUGAAGCUCAAAGGUCUGAUUAGGUGGCUAGCCUUUUCCUCUUUUGCUCCCUGGCCGUCCUACAAAGCCAAGAUUCAUGCGGCCGAAAUCUUGAGCGCGAUCUGCUCAUUGUCCCUGGAACACGGUCGGAUUACUGUCGUUGAAGGAUUCCUCAGCCUUGCAUCAAAUCCGGAAGACGCCUUCCAAGGAUUGAUAAAUAGCCUCGGAACCGAAAGGACAGAUGAAAUAGAAUGUCGAUCGAGGGCUUCUGACCCUCUUCGAGCUGUCGAAGCUGAUUCCGAAGAGUUGGACUUGGUCUGGGAGUAUCGCUGUCGCGCUUUGAGACUCUGCAAUUCGAUCGGCACAGGCGGGCUUUACUGGUAUGGUUUACUUGUCAAGGCAGACAUCAAUGAUGCUAUAUUUCGGCUUAGUGGAAAUGAUCCUCCCGCUGCGUUCGUGGCUCAAGUCGAAGCUUGGAAUGCAAACUUGGGUGGUCCGGACUCCCCCUCGUCAAAUCACAAGCCGGAAUUGCGCGAUCCUUUGCCAGAGUCCAACUCACACUGGUCACACAGUUCGAUUAAAAGUCUCAUGCGUCUCAUCAAUCAAUUGGAACCCUCCCAAAAGUCGGAGCUGGAACGAUGGUCGUCCAUCGAUGACUCGAUACAUGUCAAUCCACCAGAUGCCUUAAUCAACUUGCUCAAACAGAAAUCGAGGAUCGGAAGUCAUAGCUUCAAAAACCCACCUCGAUGGAGCGAUGGUACAGCUAUAAAACCCCAAACAGAAGAUGGCGAUCAAGCACAAAAGCACAAUGGAAGCCAAAGUCACACGAGAAUCACUACGGAAAUGGACUUCAAAAAGAGACACGCUCCCCCACCGCCCCCACCGCCCCCACCGCCCCCACCGCCCCCACCGCCCCCACCGCCCCCACCGUUAAACAUGCUUUCGAAAUCCCCCCCAACUACAUCUUCCGCAAUACCAGUACCUCCUCCUCCUCCAGAGGCUCCAAUCCUCAUCAAGGCACAGUUUGCGUCAGCGGCCCCCGCACCGCCGCCACCGCCACCGCCACCUCCACCCCCGCCAUUCGGAUCUUUACCUUCUUGCCCAGCCCUUCCUUCCCACGUUUCUAAACCACUGACCAAUAGAUCUCUCUAUAGCAAUUCGAUGACCAGCGUCACAAUAGAUUGUGUGACUUCAAAGAAUCAUAGAACAUUCAGUAUGGCACAAGCAUUGGAAGAAAAAAAUAAUCACGCUCUCAAGCCACGGCCGAUGAAACUCAAGCCUUUCUUCUGGAACAAAAUCCAUAUUCCACACGAGAAAACAGCGUGGAAUUCAUCCGGAGUCGACCCGGCACGAAUCGAUUUGAAAAAACUGUUUUCAGAUUUUGCGGUGGAACCUGCCGGCUCGGACUCGAAAAAUAAAGACAAAACCGACUCGCACAAUGGGAAAAUCACGACUCUUUUGGAGAUCAAUAGGGCAAAUCAUAUUGCAAUUCUGUUGGCUAGCUUAAAAAUCCCCAAUUCAGAAAUCAAACAAGCGAUUCUGUCAGUGGAAGAUGACUUCCUUUCGCUCGAAACACUCAAGGCUCUUCGGCUGUUUUCCCCAUCUCCGGAAGAAAUUAAGACUAUGAAUUCGUUUACGGGGGAUAUCAGUCAACUAGCAAGUUCUGAUAAGUACUUCUUCAGUAUAAAGGAUAUUCCGCGUCUCCAGAGCCGUAUUUGCAGUAUGAUUUAUCGACGAAAGUUUGAGAAUGAGAUUGAGGAACUCGAUCCCGAGAUGAAGGUUUUACAAGUGGCUACCAAGGAGAUUCACCAGUCUAAAAAAUUAAAGACACUUCUGUUGUAUGUUUUAGAAAUCGGGAAUGUAUUGAACUUUAAUACCUACAGAGGCAAAGCUGUGGCUUUCGAAAUCAGCGCGCUGUUAAAGCUCAAGGAAACGAAAUCGAACAAAGGCAGCGGAAAUUCUAGCAUCAAUCUCUUGGAAUAUCUAGUUCAACAGGUCCAGAAGAACUCUGUCAGCUUGUUGGACUUGAACGAUGAACUUUCGCAUUUAGAGGCUGCCUCACGAGUUUCGAUUGCAGAUGUCACCAAUUCCGUCAAAACAUUGGUUAAUGGGAUGGAUCAAGUAAAAGAAGAAGUCAUGCAAGUACGAUCAAUCACCAGCUCGACGGACAAUCAAGAUCAGUUUGUCUCUAGGAUGGAAUCCUUUUUACGGCAAGCAGAAGUGACGAUGAAGUCAACUCAAACCCAGAUGGCCAAUCUCCAACGCGAGAUGGAAGACUUGGUCAGAUACUUUGGCCAAGAAAGCAAUCGCCUGAAGCCGGAACCCUUAUUUGGAACACUCGCCAGAUUCAAGGCGGAGUUCGAGCAUGCAAUCGCGGAGUUAGGUCUAGAUGAGUACCCGGAAGAAGAGCCUUCCUUGGCCAAUCCGCCCGGAAUCGGGCAAGACAACGAAUGGAACGGUCAAGCAGAGACAAUUUCUUCAAGUAACAAACUGCCGAGUACCCCCAUCGGGCAAGGAAGAUUUACUGGUGGUACACAAAGUAGACGACAUACGCGUGUUGGCACUGGUGGUGUUGUCGGUUCGGCGGUUGGCAAAGGGGGGCUGGAUGUGGCGAUUAGAGAGAUCAGGACCGGCUCGAAACUCCGCCCUCUUCACUUGUUCCAACGAGAAGUCGAGGACAGUCCAACCCCACCUUCUAGGAUCUUCCUUACUGGUUGA